AUGCCAUUCUUCCAAAAUCAGAACGAUGUCGAGACGCGUCUGUGCACCGCCGUCAACGUCGCUAUACGAGCAGGUGAUGCCAACCAAUUACAGUCAAUCGUGCUCCUGGAGCCGCUUGAGGCCAACCGCUGGCCACCAGAUCAUCAAGAGCUCAUAAACUCGUUGAAGCAAAAUUAUCCUGCUUCUAAUCCGAGCUCUGAAAAACGUCUCGAGGAUCUGGUCAGACGAGUGGUGACUGAGACGGCUGAGUCCGAGGAUGAAGAGGGAAGACCAGUGCAAUCUUGGGGAUCGCUUGUCACGUUUCUCGUUGGAUGGAUGACCUUUCUCAGAGAUGUCGACGCCAACAAUCUCGUCAUGGUAUUCGAAAUGAUGACAGAUCUUCAACCACGUGCCAACAGCGCAUUGCAACAUCCUACCAAGGGCAUCAUGAUGCUUCCCACAAUCAUGUACUAUGCCAAGGUUUUUGCACGGGUUGCAAUCGGCUUGGACAACAACCCUAGUCUGGCGCAGCAGCUUCUAACUGACGUGGACGAAGAUGGCCAGAGAGAAUCAUUACCAGAGAAGGCUGCCAACAUUGUACGACAAGCCUUCAUCAUCUGCUUAAACGAUCGCAACACUGUGCCAGGUGGCAUAAAAGACGGCAGGCCCGAUGGAAAGAAGGUGGGCAUCUACAAGAUGGCCAACAUAUGCCUGAAGACCUUAUUUCAAGCCGACAAGCUGGGAAGCUGCGAAACCAUUUUUAACAACAUUUCAAAUUCAUCUCCACCACUACAUUUUUAUCCUGCCGCGGAGCGGACAACAUAUCUUUACUACCUCGGAAGAUAUCACUUUAGUAACACCAACUUUCACGCUGCUCAGCUGGUUCUGGAGGUAGCAUACAGAGGCUGCCAUAGGCAAUGUCCAAAGCAGCGCCGCCUGAUCGCUGUCUGUCUUGUCGCCGCAAACAUUAUUCUUGGCCGUUUCCCAAACGAACACAUUUACAACGAUCCAGCCAACGUUGGCUUCCGCGAAGUAUUCGUCCCAAUCACUCAAGCCAUUCGCAAGGGCGACCUGGAAACCUUUCGCCGCAUUACAAACCUGGAUCUUUCGCAUCCAAGCGCCGAAUUCAUGAUCAAAUACCGCAUUUUCUACCCCAUCGGCAACUACUGCGAAGUCCUCGUAUGGCGGUCACUCCUCCGAAAAGUCUUCAUCCUCACCGGUAGCAUAGGCGAGACAUCAAAAGCCGCAGCCUUACUCGAUCUCCGCGCAGCCGUCCAAAUAUUCCGCUUCCUCGAGGCCCGCUCGAGAAUCAAGAAUGCGGCAUUGGCAGCACAGGACCGCGGCCCAGGCCGUCGCAAUUUCGGUCACAUCUUCCAGGACCACGCUUCAACUACCAAGUCGACAUACAUUGACCCGGACUUUGCCGGCCUGGACAAUGUACAGCCAUAUACCCACGAAUUCGAUAUUCUGGAAAUGGAAUGUAUAUGCGGUAGCUUGAUUACUCAGGGAUUCCUCAACGCGUAUAUUGCGCAGUCGAAGCAAAAGGUGGCGAUUCAGGGUGUUAAGAACGGAAACCUCAAUGCUGGCUUCUUGGUGCCGUGGGAGGUCAAUAAAGAGAAGAACAAGGACGAUGUGCUGGGCUGGAAGAAGGAAGCUGGAGGUGAUGGCGGUAAAGUCGUUAGACUCUCGUUUGCAGCUCCGGCAGGCUCGUAA
This is a messenger RNA of Bipolaris zeicola 26-R-13, 1692 nucleotides long. RefSeq lists its product as uncharacterized. The transcript is spliced from 2 exons. NCBI's taxonomy places the organism in Eukaryota, Fungi, Ascomycota, Dothideomycetes, Pleosporales, Pleosporaceae. The record is from RefSeq and is a predicted model, not a curated record. Gene Ontology annotation, molecular function: RNA binding; double-stranded DNA binding. Gene Ontology annotation, biological process: post-transcriptional tethering of RNA polymerase II gene DNA at nuclear periphery; poly(A)+ mRNA export from nucleus; transcription elongation by RNA polymerase II. Gene Ontology annotation, cellular component: transcription export complex 2. Bases 1 to 1692 code for a protein of 563 amino acids.